Molecule: messenger RNA, 2652 nt
Organism: Alternaria atra
Lineage: Eukaryota; Fungi; Ascomycota; Dothideomycetes; Pleosporales; Pleosporaceae
Exons: 6
Coding region: 1-2652 (883 amino acids)
Biological process (GO): septin cytoskeleton organization
Cellular component (GO): cytoplasm; plasma membrane; cell division site
Source: RefSeq, a predicted model, not a curated record
AUGGAGCUCCAACGCAAAGAAUACCCGGCAUUGCUGACAUCGCUUUCGCCCGCCCAAGCCGUGACGGUCCUCGACAGUCGCAUGAGACAUGUCGGCCAACUCAACAACCACAUUGCCGACUGGCUACAGGAACGUCGUCGCGUCGAAGAGCAAUAUGUCCAAGGCCUGCGGAAGCUCGCAAACAGACAUCCGCCCGAUGAGUCGUCGGAUUUGGGCAUCUUCGCGACGCCAUGGCAGAAGAUUGUAAGCGCAACCGAAUCCGUCGCCCAAUCGCACGCGCAUCUGGCUACCAAGAUCGAAGCCGACGUCGAACGACCCCUGCGCGACUUUACCGCCAGCAACCGAGAUGUGCUGGCCAUGGGCAACAUCCAGGGAAACCUCUCGGCAAUCGCAAAAGACAUUGACACGGCGCAGAAGAAGCAAGGCAAACUUCGUGAUAAGGGAGCGAAGGCCAAAGCGUCCGCCGUCGCCGAUGCCGUACAGGAUAUCGAAAAGGCUGAGUUGCAAUGGGACUCGCAAGCACCCUACGUCUUCGAACAGCUACAGGCCAUUGACGAGACCCGCCUGAACCACCUGCGUGAUGUGCUCACGCAAUUCCAAACCCACGAAGUCGACCAGGUAGAGCGCAGCAGGACCACGGCUGAAGAGACGUUGAACGCCAUGUUGAACAUUGAAACGGCCGAUGAAAUACAAACCUGGGCAUUGAGGAUGCGGAGUGGGGAUGCACCGCAACCUUCGCGGAAGCCGAGCAACCCAGGAACUCCUUCGAGAAGCCUGGCACCGCCUCCUGUCCCAACAUCACCCCCUGCGGCAGACGACAACAGGAGCCAGAAGAGUGGCUCUGUGGAGAAACACAGCUCCAAUCCUCUCAAGCGGUUUGGGACCGUACUAGGGCGACGGAGACAGAGUGCACACCCAUACGGCAGGGCGACAUCACCAGACCGAAACUCUUCAUCAAACCUUGGUUCGGUAUUCGGUGGAUUUGGCAAGGGCAAAGCGAAAGACCGUGACAACCAGGGCUCCUCAUUAAGCGCUACUGCAGAACGCCCAACAUCGCCCCUACGACGCCUCUCGCAGCGACCCACUACUUCCCAGAGAUCCGACUCCCCAAGCCUCACCCGCCAGGCCAGCACCGAGGCUGCCCCAAACGGUACCAUACCUGAGUCGCCCGCCGAGACAGAUGCGCCAGGUGCCGUCAAUGGAACCGCGCCUGCUCAAGAUUCUAUACCAGAGCUCAAGGAACCCCUGCCACCGCCUCCGGUCAUAGAGACGCAGCCAGAACCCGAAAAGGAUGCCGAAGGUUUCUCUGUGCCCCCAUCCGCUCUUGAUGCCAUCUCGGAAGCCGAGAGGGAAGCAGGAUUGGCGCAAAAUGAGGGUAAUCCCCCUCCCCAGUUCAAACUUGACAUCAAGAACGCUCCUAUUCAAGAAGAAGAUGGUGAUGCUGAUGCGGCUACUGCCAAUCUGGUCAACACUCUGCGCGCACAAGCCGCACAGCCGAAGCGGUCAAGCACCUUGCGUGGUCGCCGAGAUGUUCGUAACACGAUAUUCGUACCAAACCCUGCAACACCAGAACUUCAAAGCAUAGGCGAGGUGCCUCCACUCCCAACGGGUGACUCUGGCCUUGCUUCUGGUCCUGGUUCAGCAACGUUCCCUACCCCCGCGAUUCCUCCUCAACCUACUUCUCCAGCUUUUAAGCCUCCACAUCGGUCGUUGCUGUCGGAAGACCAUGCUGCAUCGGACACACAAUCCAUCCGAUCGGGCCGAUCGCUAAGUAGCUCCGCUAGUACCACGAUCAGGCAUCCGGACCUGCAUGAACCGGGGCUCAAUGCGUCGUUAGUGGAGACAGUCAGCGCUUGGUUCGAGCAGGGUAACGUUACCAAGGCCAUGGUAAUCGGACAGGUUGCGCUUGCGUACAACCCUGUCGAUAUCUCUGCUGGUCCUUUUGGCACUGAGAGCAUACGUCUGGAGAACUUCCCCGUACUCGAAAAGGUAGCACCUAACCCUGCCUUCAUCGAGCAGUCGACAGAUAGCCCAGGUAACUACACCGUGGAUCUGUCGAAGAUUAUGAAGACGUCGGUUGCAUUCCACUAUCAACUACACAUCGAAGACAGCAACAUCGGCUCGCUCCCGCCAAUUAUUCUAUCGCCAGCCUGGAAAUCAGAACCGACACAAACGUCUGCCAUUCUCAACUACUCUCUGAACCCUAGAUUCGAGCUUGGUGGUGCGACAAGCAUCACCAUUCGCAACCUCGUCCUUGUGAUCCGACUUGAGCCUGGAUCAAAAGCGACAUCUUGCCAGUCGAAACCCACUGGCACUUUCUCGCGCGACAAAGGACUCAUCUAUUGGCGCCUAGGCGACGUUACCCUUUUCAAAGACUCAGCUCCACAAACACUCCGAGCACGCUUCGUUACCGACGGUCAAGCCAAACCGGGCAACACAGAAGCCCGCUGGGAGAUCAACGACGAGCAGUCAUUGACUCUCGGCAGCGGCCUAGGCGUCAGCAUGAGCGCCCCCCUCAACGCUAAGAAAGACGACGGGGAAGCUGAUCCGUUUGCCGAUAUUGAUGAGAAUGCGCCGGCUAGUCCGGCGAUUGAAUGGAAGCCUGUGGCUUCUGUCAAGAAGAUCACUAGUGGAACAUACUUGGGUGUUUAG